Messenger RNA from Gavialis gangeticus (Gharial), 3894 nucleotides. RefSeq names its product telomere maintenance 2 (gene TELO2). Gene Ontology annotation, molecular function: Hsp90 protein binding; telomeric repeat DNA binding. The coding region runs from base 105 to 2195 and encodes 696 amino acids. Gene Ontology annotation, cellular component: cytosol. The record is from RefSeq and is a predicted model, not a curated record. The transcript is spliced from 20 exons. Lineage: Eukaryota; Metazoa; Chordata; Crocodylia; Gavialidae. Gene Ontology annotation, biological process: protein stabilization; telomere maintenance via telomerase.
CCGCGCUGCUCGACGGCGCCCGCGCCGCCAGUCCCGGCUUCUGUCUGGUGAAGACCGUUGACAUCCUGGAGCAGUUCGUGCGGGAGGGAGGCCUGUCGGCGCUGAUGUGGGAGGUCUGCCAGCAGCAGGCGCAGGCUGCCUCACCCGAGUUACAGGAGACCCUGCUCAACAAAGUUGUGUGUCUCCCUGAUCACUUGAGCAACAAGCUGCAGGGGGAAAACUUGCCAAUAUUCCUCCCGCAAAACUAUUUCCCCUUACUGGGUACUGAGAUCAUCCAGGUGCUGCAGAGGAUCUCUGACUCACUGAGGGGUGGUUUAGACUGUUCCAUCUCCUUUGUGUCUCAGGUGCUGGGGAAGGUAUGCGUGCAUGGGAGACAAAAGGAAAUUCUGAGCACAUUGGUGCCUUGCCUGACUGAUCUUACUAAGUCUGACUGCAUCUGGCAGAGGAUGUGCUGGCGACUGGUUGAGUGCGUGCCUGACCGCUGGAUGGAAGCAGUGGUCUGUGGCUUUGUUCAGGCAGCACCAGGGGCAGAUGUCUUAUCUCGCUUGCUGGGGAACCUGGUUGUGAAAAACAAGAAGGCUCAGUUUGUGGUGACACAGAAGCUGCUGCUCUUGCAGUACAGUUGCCCGACGGCGAUGUUGCAGAAUGUCCUUGGAUAUCUGGCCCUAGACAACAGUCGACGUUUCCUACUGAUAAAUGUUCUGCAAGAACUCAUGGAGACUUGGGCCAGCAGCAGUGCAGUGAAACACUCACCAGUUGAGCAGCAGUUGUACAUUAGCAAGGCCAUCCUGAUUUGUCUUUCCCACCUGAAGGAUGUUGAAAUAGACAGCCACAGACAAGAGCUGUUCACAUGCAUGAUGGAAGGGAUGAAAUGCCACCUGGAUAGCAAUUUGCCACGCAUUCGGUGUCUGGGAAUGAUUGUGGCAGAGAGCAUCAGUUCCAGGAUAAAUACUGAUGGGCCCAUCCUGAAAUUCCAGUAUGAAGAAGAUGAUGAGACCAGAGAGCUGAAGUCCCUCCUGAUACAGAUGCCGUCACCACCCUCUGUCAUCAGUCCUCCAGAUGAAGGCAGGAAGGACAGUCCAUCUGCUGUGACAGAAGCUGAAUCGAAACCUGAUAGGAAACCACUUGCAGCAGCCUGUGCAGUGUCAGAGGAGGGGUCAGACUCAGAGCUGGACAGUGAUGACGACUUGAUCCCUUAUGACAUGUCUGCUGAUAAGGAACUGAAGAAGACAAAAGCUCCUUUGUAUAUCCGAGACUGUAUAGAAGUCCUGACUGGACCUGAAGAUGCAGACAAAUGGGAGGCCACGAUGAGGGUUCUGGAGACCUUGAUUCAAAGGAAUACAGCUGCUACACAAGAGGUGAGUGUGGAGCUGGCAAAAGUGCUGCUGCACCUGGAGGAGAAGACCUACAUUGAUGACUUUGUGGAACUCCGUCAGAAAGCCCUAGUGGCUGUCACCACCACAGAUCCAGUACCAGUGGCACAGUAUCUGACCUCCCAGUUCUACUCCCUGAACUACAGCCUCCGCCAGCGCAUGGACAUUCUGGAUGUUCUGGCCUUGGCAGCUCAGGAGCUCUCUCGACCCAAAGCUCCUGGUAAAAACAAACUCUCCAGCGUCCAGACUCCCUACAUCCAGAUCCUCCCCGGAAGUGACAGCUCCAAAGACUGGAGAAGGAUUGUGGAUGAGAGGAUCAGAAGUAAGACCCGGAGAUUUGCAAAGGGCCAGUCUCAAGUGGAGCUUGUUUGUGCCCCAAAUAAAUUCAGUUCUGUGGCUGGGCACUUCUUCUUCCCCCUGAUUCAGAAUUUUGACAGGCCUUUGGUAACCUUUGACCUACUGGGAGAUGACCACUUUGUGCUGGGAAGGCUGGCCCACACUUUGGCGAUCCUUUUGUACUUUGCUGUCAAUACCAUGGUAGCUGCUGCUAUGGGAAAGGCACUGCUGGAGUUUGUUUGGGCUCUGCGCUUCCACACAGACUCGUAUGUGCGUCAGGGCCUCCUGUCCUGUGUCUCUUCCAUGCUUCUCAGUGUCCCCAGUGAUCGCCUUCUGGAAGAUGUGACUGAAGAGCUUGUGGAAACCCAGACUUGGCUCGCUGAUGUAGCAGAGAAAGAUCCAGAUGGUGACUGCAGGAGGCUGGCGUUGCAGAAUCUGCUACUAAUGGAGAACCUGAAAAAGAAACUUGAAGCUGCCCCUUCCUAGGUUGAGAGGGAAAAGGCUUGAAAAGAGAAGUGACCUCUACCUAACACACUUGCCAGCUGGGUGUUUGUAGGCACUGCUGGGCCCCUUCACCAGUCACCUGGCUGAAGGAGAGGAAGAGUGGGGGGGGAAGGGUGUAGAGCUGAGAGCCAGGGAGCCUGGCUUGACAUCUGGACUUUGUAGUGGAGGCCAACUUAGUGAGCUGUUGCUAUCCGGUACUGAGUGUACAGAUGCAGGAAGGUACAUUAGUGCUGCCAUCCUCUCUGCACCUCCCCCCGUCUCCAACACACUCUGCAUUGGCUAUUUAUAGCCUUGGCAGAUUUGAGUGUUCUGCUAAAAAUAUAGAAGACCUCACAGCAGUCUUCUCCUCAGAAAAACAGGAGGAGUAGAUGUAGCCAUUUAGCUCCUAGGGCUAAGUCUGUGGUACAUCCAUAAUGCAGGAUCUGGUAUCCCCCAGUAAUUGGUUUUUGGCAGAGCGGUUAUCGAGCAACUCCGUGGGAUGUAGUAGCUUUUUACAGAGGCUGAUAUUGCCCAUGAUGCAUGUUGUUAAUAGUCACAGUAAGCUCCUGCCUACCAAAAAAUGUGCAAGACCUCAGAGCAGAAACCCCACUCUGCCCAGCUGAACCCACUGGACUGGCAUUCUGUUUACAAGGGAUGAAGCAGGCCUCUCUCCUUUGUGAGUAAUCAUAUUAUGGUAAGAAGCUGUGGAAGCCAAGGACAGGGUCAACUUGGCAUUCUGCAGUGUAUUAAAGAGAAACUGCCUCGGUCACUGAAGGCUGGAGUGUCUGCUUUGAAAGGCUCCUCCCAGCUUGGGGGGUUGAAACAAGUCAUUUGUUAGUGUUCUCCAAACUGAUCAAUGUGUGUGAAAUCUCACAAAGGAAAUAAAGCUGUUCUUCCUCUAAACAGGAGGACUAAUUAGCAUGAAAUAUGUGCUAAGGUGGCUGCUGAAAAUACAGGUUUUCCUCGCUUUAUGAGGGUUCUGUACGUGCAAAUUCACUCUUAUGUGAUGACCCUUUUUAUACCAAAAAUUUGUUAAAUGCCAGGUAAAUUCACUCUUACGAGAUCAGUGUGCUAGAAGCCUCCAGUCAGCUGCUUUAUGCAGUGCACUGUGGGAGUGACGUGCACUAAAAUAUAGUCUCCUGUGUCGAUCUGUGCUCCUCGCUUAUUGUCUGCAAUGCAUGUUUCUGGAGUUGUUAUUCCCAUUCUGAUACUGCCCUGUGCUUGUGUGUACUGUCUACUGUUGGUGAGUACCAAAAUUGUAUUGUAAAAGUGGUAGAAGUGGGUAUGAGGGUCAGUACAGUUCAGGUCUUGGAAUAUAUCCCUAUUUGUUACGUUGUAAAGUGGGUUGCCUUUAUGCGAAUUCAAGUUAUGUGCUGUUUUCCAGGAUUGCAUGUACAGCAUAAAGGGGAAAUCUGUAAACUGUUUCUGAUGGAUCUGGGCACAGUAAGAGCCUUAAAGGGACUAAAAUAAGGAUAUCUUGAAGGCAAGAGGAGAGACUGACUUCAUUUCUGUGUUUGCUGCUCCCAUGCUGGUUAUCUCUCUGCUGUCAAUCACUAGGUAGGGAGUCUUAAUUCCUGAAGUUGCUCUUGGAACACCUUCAGAGUAAAACCAAGGGCAGAGCAGCUGGACUUUACUUAAUCAAAUGUUAGCUGUUAAACUCCAUUGUGUUAGGAAACAGGCUUUGUGGGGAUUUUUUUUCUUU